AUGGAGGUUUUAGCCGUUAACGACGGGUUGCUGACAGCAGGCCAAUAUGGUUAUCUAAAGCCAACAACCCUUGACACACCGAUUGAACAGGCUCGUCAGCAAUUCAAGAAAGAAGGCUACCUCUUCAUCAAAGGAUUGAUCCCGCGUCGAGAUGUGCUCAAGGCACGGGAAGAAUACUUCAAAUUCUUGGCUCCAAGUGGUGUUUUGAAGCCUGACACGAGUCCUGUUGACGGCAUCUUCGAUCAGACUCAAGACAAGCUCGACUUUCCUGGAAUCGGAGCUGGAUCUGCGGAUGCAAAUGGCCGGCCAACUGGUCCACAUCCAGACGUUGCUUCCAAGUUUGUUGACUUGGCUCUGAAGGCUCAUACGGAGCCCUGGUAUAAAGAGGUAUUUUGCAAGCAUCCUGAUCUUCGAGCGUAUGUUUCCAGAUUGACCGGUUGGGGUGAUGACACCAUGGCGGUUCGGCGCACACUACUGAGGAACAAUACUCCAGGCAACAAAGCCAUUGGAGUGCAUUACGAUCAGAUCUUCUUGAGGCAUGGAGAAGACACUUCGGUGACAGCAUGGGUUCCGAUGGGAGAUAUUUCACGACAAGGCGGUGGAUUGAUCUACCUGGAGACCGGACACCUCCUUGGAGAAGAAAUUGAGCGAGCUUUCACUGCUAAGGCCCAAGCUAGUGGGCUAACGGAGGAAGAGACGAGGAAUGCUUUCAACCAGAACAUGAUGUCAGGUGGUCUCCUUGCCGAUGGACCGCUGGCUUUCGGAAAAGAACACAAUCGCCGAUGGCUGCUCACUGAGUACCAAGCUGGCGACGUCGUCUUUCACAACGCCUAUGCGAUUCAUGCCUCCACUAUCAACCACGAUCCUGAAGGAAGGAUUCGUCUCGGAACAGACUUGAGAUUUGUUGACAGCUCGCGACCAUGGGAUGAACGUUGGUCAAAGGAUUACAAAUUUGGCGACGGCGUCUGA
Messenger RNA from Exophiala bonariae, 969 nucleotides. RefSeq lists its product as uncharacterized. NCBI's taxonomy places the organism in Eukaryota, Fungi, Ascomycota, Eurotiomycetes, Chaetothyriales, Herpotrichiellaceae. The record is from RefSeq and is a predicted model, not a curated record. Bases 1 to 969 code for a protein of 322 amino acids. The transcript has 2 exons.